Messenger RNA from Heterobasidion irregulare TC 32-1, 1915 nucleotides. RefSeq lists its product as uncharacterized. Bases 1 to 1740 code for a protein of 579 amino acids. Gene Ontology annotation, biological process: Golgi to vacuole transport; endocytic recycling; retrograde transport, endosome to Golgi. Gene Ontology annotation, cellular component: GARP complex. Gene Ontology annotation, molecular function: syntaxin binding. NCBI's taxonomy places the organism in Eukaryota, Fungi, Basidiomycota, Agaricomycetes, Russulales, Bondarzewiaceae. The transcript is spliced from 11 exons. The record is from RefSeq and is a predicted model, not a curated record.
AUGUCCUCCGACCAAGUUCGCGGUCGAGCCAGGGAGUUCGUAGAGCUCCACGACCAAGUUCAGACCAGCGUCCAACUUCUCGACUCUCUAGAGUCAUUCCUCUCGACGUUCCAGAAAGACCUGUCCGCCGUCUCGGGACAGAUAUCCGACUUGCAAGACCGCAGCAAGGACAUUGGGAGUCGCUUGAGGAGCAGAAAGAGAAUCGAGAAGCCGCUCUCCAGCCUCCUGACGGAGUUGACCAUCCCGCCCCCUCUCGCGACUACCAUACUUGACUCUGAUGUCGGAGAAGCAUGGAUUCCUGCCAUCGAAGACUUCGAGCGUCGUCUGGAGAGGCUAAAGUCUCGGUCACGAGUACGAGCGGCUCGAGAUUUGGCAGAGGUGGCGGAGGGCUUGCGCAUCGCCGCAGCGACGAAGCUGCGCGCAUUCUUCCUUGCCCUAUUACAGCCCAUACGAACGAGCAUGACGACCAACAUGCAAGUCGUCCAGUCGUCGGUGUUCUUGAAGUAUCGACCGCUGUAUGCGUUCCUCCAACGCCAAGCCCCAAAUGUGGCGCAGGAGGUGCAGAAAGCCUAUGUAAGUGCGGCGCGCACAUACUACGAGACUGGCUUCCGCCGCUACAUGAGGACGCUCGGCUGGAUCAAGGCGAGGACCAUCGAGAAGGCGGACACGUUGGUAUCAGAAGCGACAGAGAAGAAAAUCGACGUCGAUAUCGAACGCCUUGAACACGCCCGGAUCGAAGGCCCCGGUGUGACCCUUGCCUACAUGGCGGACGAUAAGGCCUAUAAAGAUCACAUCGAGAGCUUGUUUCGCUCGUGUAUGCUAGUCUUGAUGGACAAUGGAACUGCCGAAUACUCGUUUGUCACGAUGUUCUUCGCACCAGAGCCCAACCUUCCCGCAUCGUCUUCGAAGGACUCCGAUGCGAAUAUGUUUUCUCCGAAAUUAUUCCCUGCGGACGAUCUACAGUCAGUGCAGGACACGGACUUUGGCGUCACGACACCUAGGGCUUCGAGGCACCGCACAGAAAGCCUUUUCAGCACCGACAGUAUGCCCCUUGAUCAAACACUGACGAAGGAAGAGCAGAAUGCGUUGAAUACGGUCUGGAAGCAGAUAAUGGACCCAGCCCUCGAGCAUGCCCAGAACUUCGCGCGAGCCGCGUUUGAACCGCCUCCGGCUGUCAUUCCGCUGUUGACCAUGAUCCGACUGACUGAGAGUGUCAUGCUGGAGGUGCAGAAGCGGGGGUGUUCGCCGCUCGAGUCAUUUGUAUUUGGUCUUCGACUCCAGAUGUGGCCCCUCUUUCAGAAGGCGAUGUCCGAUCAAGUCGAUGCGCUGAAAAAACUCGCAGAAGGUGCAGGUGGCGGUUAUUUCCGACGCGCUGUCGAGACCACGGACGCUUCGGUCAACAAUAUAUGCAAACGAUACAUCGUGCUCUUCCUGUCAUUUGUUAUGCUGACAGAACAGACCGAGGAAACGAUGAUAUUCUCGAACUUGCUGCGACUGAGGCAGGAGUUGACCAAGCUGAUUGAGACGCACACGGACAAAUCCGGUGAUGGCCUUGCAACAGCGACCACCCGAUCAUCAAUAUUCGAAGACCUACUCCAAGGCCUCAAUCGCGGUUUCCGUUCUGCACCGUCUCACCCGAAAGCGCAGACUGAGAUCACUUAUUGGCGAGAGAAGGAAGAGGAGGCUCGCAAGCGCAUGGACACGAUCACUCAACAACGUCACGUCAGGCCAGGCAGAUAGAGCGCUAUUAUGACAUCCAUUACUGUAUCAAAAGAAGGUGGUAUACGUUGCUAUUGCAAGUGCAAGAGAAAGUGCGGGAGAAAGUGCGAGAUGACGUACUGUAUUUGUGAAUCAAGUCCAACAUAAAUAAUGCAAAGUGUUCGUCCUCCUGUUAUCUACUGAUGGAGAUUCUCAU